Messenger RNA from Schistosoma haematobium, 4733 nucleotides. RefSeq names its product Transient receptor putative cation channel sub M member 1 (gene TRPM1). The record is from RefSeq and is a predicted model, not a curated record. NCBI's taxonomy places the organism in Eukaryota, Metazoa, Platyhelminthes, Trematoda, Strigeidida, Schistosomatidae. Gene Ontology annotation, molecular function: ligand-gated calcium channel activity. The coding region runs from base 265 to 726 and encodes 153 amino acids. The transcript has 4 exons. Gene Ontology annotation, biological process: calcium ion transmembrane transport.
AUUCGAUUUCAUUCAUCUAUCUCUUCACAGUUUUAGUAGUACUGGAUGGUUUAAAUGAAAAGUUUUUAUAGUCGCUUUAAACAACACCAGUAGCUAUGAAUAUUUGUGCGCGGUUAAGAAUAGACAGAUUUUAUGUUUUAAUCUAGGGUUCUGUCUGUGUUCCAGUUUUCACUAUAUGCCGUUUCAUUUCUUAACCUAUAAAAUGUUGAUAACCUCACAGGUAUAGUGUAUUCAUUUUGUAUACAUAUAUAUAGUAACUUAUACAUGCUUUUUCGCUUCCAGAUUUGUCAAUCUUGUGAUGGUAAACUUGAACUAUUAUGCAAUCAGGGGUAUGGUUUAUAUUGGAAUAAAUCUGAUGUAUGUUUAGUUUUUUUGGGUUUAUUUAGUGCGUCGUUACGCAUAGGCUUCAGUACGACAUUUAUUCUUGCUAAGUCAUUCUACGUUAUAACAUUGGUUGGUUGUUAUUUAAAAGUCUACAGUCUCUAUUCACAUCAUCCACGUUUGGGUCCUAAAUUAGUUAUGGUUAGAAGUAUGCUAAUUGAAUUGCAAAUGUUUAUAUUCAUACUUGUCGUUGUGCUGGUUAGUUAUGGUGUAUCACAACAAGUAUUACUUUAUCCCUAUCGUGCUAAUUUCUCAUGGAGAACUUUACGUGAUAUAUUUUAUUAUCCUUACUGGAAUUUAUAUGGUGAAAUUAUGUUAGAAUAUGCUUUUGGUAAGGUUUGCUGAAUGAUUGUUGAAUAUUUUACGAAUAAUUUGUUUUAGAAAAUAUUCUGACUAAAUAGUGAAAUAUACAGCACUUUAAUGAAUGUGUUUCACUAAGAACACAUAUUUACCACUUACCGUAUUAUUUGUGAUAAAGUUUAGAGAGAUUUGUGUAGUGUUACGAUAAUUUACAAACCAACAUACACUAGUCUUACUGAGCAGUCCUGAAGGAUCACUGAGUAGAGUUUUCUGGUGUAUGCUUCUAUUAAGUUGUAGACUGGGACGAAAUAAAUGUCCCAGUGCUCAUUGUUUCACAACGAGAAAUGGUUCAGUGGUUAAAGUAUUAGCCUCUCCGUUGAGUUCCUGGUUCAAACACUAUAUUGCCUAAUAAUAUCAGCAGCUCUCGCACUUAGUAUGGGGCGAAGCAAAGCAAAUAAAUCCGUACAUAGUUAUACAUUAGUCUUGAUCGUCAGUGAUCGUGUAGUUAAUGUUGGUUUGUAGCAUAAGCUAUUUUCAGAUUAACUUACAGUAACUUAAAAUAAAACAUUCAUCAGGAAUUAUCAGAUCGAAAGUCGUUAUAAAUGAGUUAGAUUUGUUUUUAACAGUUUGCUAAAUAGUUUCAGGCAGUUCCUACCAUUUACUAAGAUUCCUUCAGUAAAAAUUAUUUUUUGAGUGUAUCAUUUCUUUACUGGCAUUUAACAUGAUUGUUUUUAGUUGUAAAGUACGAGUUACUAUCAAAUUAAAAGUAGUGUAGACGAUGCAAGCCAAUAUUUAAUGUCAUACUGAUUCUCUAAUCUUAAUACAAAAAUAUGGUGUCGCAAAAUGCGUCUAAACUGAAUAAUUAUAUUAUUUGUUUGUAUCAACUAGAAGUGGAAACAUGCUUCUACUAUAUAACAGUUUAUAAAAUGUUAACGCAACUGCACUGUUUCCAUCCAGUGCAAAAAUUUCCCUAGUCGUGAGUCAUUUCAGAAUAGCAACCAAUAAAAUCAUUACCUCAGAAUAAGACAAGCUAAGAGAAAAAGAGAAUAUAAUAAACAUCCUGCUGUUUAAUAAUCUUCCUAAAAAUAUUACUAAAAUCACAUUAAAGCAAAAUUAUCCUUCUAUAAAUGUUAUAACGUUCACGAUUUACUUUGAUAAACACAGUGUAGUUCAUUUAUCCUGGUGUAAUUUUUUUCUUUUGAUCUCUCUUGUUCUCUUUAUUUUUUUUAUUUUUAUCAAAGAAAAUUUUCUGUCUGAUUUACUAUAUAAAGAGUCUACAUACUUUUGGGAUUACUCGACAUUUACUCUCACAAUUUGUCAAUUCUUGCAUAUCACUUAUCAUUCUUUACUGUAUUUUAUUAUUGUUCCCGGGAUUUUGAGAAAAGACUUUGCGGGGAGUACUGAAGGCAGUUAGUAAGGUCUGUGGUAAAUUUUUUGGGGUCAUUAUUAUUAUGGUUGUGGAUAGACAUCUAAAGUCUUCCAAACUCCUGGCAGGUGUUAUCUUAUCAGAUAAUAACCAUCCAAUUCAUUCAUAUCCUUCUCCCUGAUUAUCUUCUGGUAGAACGAGGUGUCGACACAUUAGAAUCUAUUCACUCAAGCAAAGGUAUAAAAGCUCUACAAUACCUUACCUAGUAAAUAUACUAUGUGACGAACAGGUUAUGGGAAGUGAUCAAAUCAACAGCUUGUCUUCUUAAACAUGUUUCUAAUUGAAAAAGUUGUGCCGGUUCAAAUCUUCUCUAAUGAAAAAUAAAACCCAUUUCAUUUAAUUCCAGCUGAAAAUGAAGGUUGUACAGCGACUGGUGUAUUGAAUUCGGAAUGUCCAAUGUCUAAUUAUUUAAGUCCAUUAUUUUUAGCUGUUUAUUUAAUGAUUGCUGGGAUUUUAUUAAUCAAUCUGUUAAUUGCAAUUUUCAGUAAUGUAUUUGAAAAAAUUGAAGAGAAUUCAAUUGAAUUAUGGAAAUUUAAUAUAUUUUCAAUAGUAUUGGAAUACAGUAAUAGACCAGUUCUACCGGUACCUUUUUCUAGUAUCACAGCUAUUAUCAAACUUAUAUUGUAUUGUUUACGUGUCAAAGUGAUUCAUUCAAAGAUUCAACAGUGUAAGUAUUGAGCAUAAUUAUUUAUAAAGCAUAUUUCUUUAAAGUAUAUGUUAAUUGAUAUUAUUAGUGGAAAUCAAUUAGAACAAGAUAGAUAUAAGCGAACAAUAUUGUUUUCGAUUAAAUCUUCAUCAGGCUAAACUCUAAUAUACAGUAAUAUUUAUAUGCAUAUACGAAAUUAUUAAAUCAAUCAAUGUAGUUCAUGAGUCAGUGAUAACAGGGGAAUAGAUUACAUAAAUAAGUGAAAAGUACAGAUUGAUAGUGUGAUGACGGGUGUACUAGUUCUGAUAAGAAUAAUAAAGGCUUGAAUCAGUGUAACAUAAUGCAAAAUAGGUCAAUAAUUAGAAAAAUGUAGACACCGAAAUAACAUUCAUAAAGAUUAUAAGAUUACGUAGAAAGAAGUGUUCAGAUAAUUGGACUGUGAAGCGUAUCUUUGAGAAAAGAAUAGAGUGGGAAAGGAUGAAGAAAAAUAAACGAAGAAUGAGUAUUGAAAAUAAUAAUAAAUAAAAUCAUUUACUAAGGCCAAGGGAGAGAUAAAUCUGUUACAAAUUUCUUAUGAUUACAUAGACUUGGACUCGAAUUCCUAUAGCUUCUGCUAUGUAUAAGAGAUAAGAUCGAACCUCAUAAGGAAAAUUGGUAGGAAUACGACAAAUUACUCAAAAUGAUUUAUUUUUGUCUACUACAUAGCUGCUACCGAUCAAGUGUGACGAAACGGGGCUACAUAUUGUUUUGAUUCUACCCUAUCGUAACAAUGAAGAGGUGUUCACUAACUCGGUUGUCUUGUAGUGAGCCCAAUAUAGCUUUCUUCACAGAAGGAGUUGAGUUCGUAGACACACUUAGAUGAAGCAGAACCAGGUAACUUAUCCUUUAGUCGAGGAAUCGCUAUAGGUCGAGUCGUGACAGAGGUUAGCUGCAUUAAACGUUCUCUUCACAGCUCUAGUUAGUCUAUCCCGUAGCACAUCACCAGAUAUAUCUCCGUUGUAUUUCAGCUUCAGGAAGAGGGUUUUACUAUCCUUUGAUGAUGCUACUUUCCUGUUUGUUACAUGUAAUUGUUUCUUCAGGAAACCUUGUGGAUAGCACAUUUUAUUCAAUAUAUUAUGAAUAAGCUCUAGUUCCUUGUUUAUAGUAUCGACUUAGCAUAUCUCCCUAGCUCUAUUUGAAAGACAUCUAACUAGGUUUCUCUUAUAAUGAAUGGGUACAAAUCUCAGGUAAUUUGUGUACUAUUUUACUGAAAAACAUUUCCUACACACACUUCUACUGAUGGAACCACUUUCUUUUCUGUUUAACAAAACUUCAAGGAAAUGUUUAUUAUCAAGUUCCUCUUCACAUGUAAAUUUGAUUGCUGAAUGUUUAUUGUUAAAUAGCUCUAAGAGUUUUUGGUUUCGAUUGUUCUAAUCAACGAUAAUGAAAGUAUCAUCAAUGUAACGAUAAUAAUAGUUAAAUUUAUCGAUAACCACUUUGAGAGGUCCUUUUCCUAGUUUCUCAACAACAACAAAAAAAUCUGCCUGGAUAGAACCUCGAAGUGAACUCAUCGUUAUUCCAUCAAUUUUCCUAUAUUAUAUGUUAUUAAAAACAAAAUAGACAUUCAUUUUACAUUCCAAACAACCUUUUUACAUUACUACUAGAUAAUAAAAUAGUUUGAACUGUUUAGAUACUGCAGUUUUUUAUUCGUCUAUCUUUAUACAGUUACUAGCCAUAGUAACAAAAGUUCAUUGUCCAUUAACUUAUAUUAUUAAUUUCAAUAAUUGGAACCAUGAGUCAACUGAAGCUAGACCAUCAUGGAAAACCUGGAAGCAUUGGAUGGCCGUUUCGUCCUACUAUGGGACUCCUGUUGGUCUACCUUCAAAUUGUCUCAUGAUUUCAACUAUUGAAACUCCAAAAAUCUCCACAAAACCCCUUCUGAUUAUAUUAUUAAUAUUUAAAUGAAUAACUGUUAAUAUGUUCUAAAUAGACGUUACUUUU